Molecule: messenger RNA, 2951 nt
Organism: Physcomitrium patens
Lineage: Eukaryota; Viridiplantae; Streptophyta; Bryopsida; Funariales; Funariaceae
Product: PHD finger protein PERSISTENT TAPETAL CELL 1
Source: RefSeq, a predicted model, not a curated record
GCAUCAACAAUCCGCCGCCGCCGCCGCGCUCCUAAUAUUCUCCUUCAAUAUAUUAUGAUUAUGAUUAUGAUUAUUUCGAAUAAUAUUAUUAUUUGUCACGUCUCGUUGCUUUCAUUCAUUCCGCAACUAUUUUCGAUUCGGAUCGGCGAUCUCUCCAGGCAUCCUUGCGCGACGUCGUGCAAGAAUCGUUUCAGGCUUUUCCUCCCCGGCCUUCACCGCAGCUCCUCUUCCUCCUGCAGGUUGUGAUCGAGCUCCGCCGACGUCGUCGCCUGCGGUUCCACUGACCAGGAGGCAGUUCCGCUUGCAUUUGCCAUGUUAUAAGGAGCUUUCUGUACGUGUUAUCGAAGAUGUUGACUGCGUACUUUUCCGGGAGAUCUGAUUCGUCUUGUUGUCCGCACAACACCGUGCUAAGUCCUGACCAAUGUCAUCAGAAAUACAUUGUUAGUAUAUCCAAGUUUGAUGUUGUCCCUGCCAUCUGAAUUGGUGUGCGUGCACGGGAUCUCAAGUGGUCGCCCAAGAAUCGAAACAGCAGAAUCACUUAAGAAUAAUACACGCUCGUUCGAAGUGCUUCCUACUGCUCUGUGCAUCGACACUCUCCUCCCAAUUUGUCCUGUAGCCGUUCAAAGAAUGUUCAUCUCACGCGAACGAGCAAUCAGGAAGCGUAAGCGAGGAGAAAGACUCUUCUCCUUUCACAGUUUUGCAGACCCUGGGUUCCCUGCGGAUUAUGACGGGCCAUUCAGAGAUAACGUCCGAACUUUUCUGGAGGAGUGUGCGGAAUCAGAAGUUUCCGUCGAUGGCCUACCUGGAUGGUGUGUGACUCUUCAGGACGAUUCCAAACAGAGUGGUCGCGUCAAUCUGUUGGUCUUCGUUGAGGACGUUCAGGAUUCCCUUCACCCCUACUGUGACCAGUGUCGAUGCAUUGGGUGGAGUCAUCAUCCGGUAUCGAACAAACGCUACCAUUUUAUUAUUCCCGCCUCAGACAAUCCCGAGCGCUCAAAGAGGACGAAUGGGAUUCUAAGUGCCAAGAUAUGCUUGAAUUGCAAGGAGCCGUUACCAUCCGGAUACCUUCGUUGUCCAUCCUGCGGUGAUGAAGCAGUGCCAGCUGGUUUCCUAUACUCUCAAAGCCAUCUGCUCCACGGAGUUAUUCACUGUAACGGCUUCGGUCAUCUCCUUCGCAUCAACGGAAGAGAGAAGGGAUCUGAUUCUGCAUCAGGGAGAGAGAUAAUGGAUCUCUGGGAUCGAAUGUGCGCAAUGCUGAGAGCCAGGAAAAUCAGUGUAGAAGAUGUAGCGAAGAAGUGUUCAUUGGAGCUUCGUCUGCUUCAUGCCGUUGGUUACGGUGAACCCUGGUAUGGAAGGUGGGGUUAUGUUUUUGGGCAUGGGAGUUUUGGCAUCACCCAGCAGAUGUACGUGAAGGCUGUCGAAGCUAUUCGCGAGAUGCCUUUAAGAGUUAUGGCACAGCACUUUGAAGGAGUCGACCAGGACGUGUUAAACAUAAUCGUCCUAUACCAGCGUAUUAGCGGUCAGACACUGCAGACCGUGGGUGACUUGAUCCGUUUCAUGAUGGAACUGAAAGUGAGAUUACCAGACCAUCCGGAAACAAAAGGUAUGUCCAAAGGACUUAAAGACAAUCACAGACGAAGCUCAAGCCUAAGUCCAACAGUUAGCAGCACUCCACCGACAGAAAUGCCUUCUAGAUGGUCGCUAAAACGUUUGGACCUAGCUACACAAGUUAUUGUGGAGGCUCUCAAAAGCUGUGACAAAAAGUGGAUGCCGAGGCAAGAUGUCCGAGAUGCAGCACGAGUAUACAUUGGCGACACAGGUCUUCUGGACUACGUCCUGAAGUCCUUGGGUAACCGCAUUGUAGGCAACCACAUUGUCCGCAGAGCCGUGAACCCAAUUACCAAAGUCUUGGAGUAUAGUCUGGAGGAUGCAGCUACAGCUGCAGGAGCUGUGAGGGAUCAAUCUCGAUGUCAAGCUCCGGAGACGACCUGUGAAAUAGGAAGAACCGAAGUUCUGAAAGACAUAGUCUACAUCUACAAAAAUGUAUUAGAAAAUUAUAAACCUGCCAGGACCAGCGGAAUCAAGCACAUGCUGACGGCGAUUCCCACAGCAACCAGAAUUAUUUUAGACACGAAACAGUUCAUUAAGGAUUAUCGUGGAGAACUCACGCGCAAGUCGGCUAACAACGACUGGAAUAUGGACGACGAUGAGUUGUUGAGAGUGAUGUGUACAGUCGUUCUGAACGACGAAGAUCCUGUACGAAACAGGCCUAGCCCUCCUCCUGAGUUGGUCGUUCUUCCCCCUCACGCAACAGUUAGAGAUCUCAAACUCGAGGCGCAGAGGGCAUUCCGUGAGACAUACUUCAUCAUGCACAGUUUCUGCGUGGAAUCAAUUCCUGAUCUAGUAUGCGACGACGAAGAUCUGUUGUUUGGAACUAUCGAAUCGGGUUCUCAUGUACGUGUGGAGGGCAGCGGUAUCCACACUUGCCACGACUGGCGUUACGAGGGUGGUAUGGAAAGCUGGACUGUUGACUGCCCUUGUGGUACGAAAGAUGACGACGGAGAGCGCAUGAUUGCCUGUGAUGUUUGUGAAGUUUGGCAGCACACUCGUUGCGGCGGGAUCUCUGACAUGGAUGUCAUUCCUCAACGCUUUCUAUGUCAUCGAUGUAGCAUCAAUCUCACUUUCUAUCACACCAUGCUCUAGACCUAUUUUUCUCAUUUGUUCUAGGCUUUGACUCAAAUUUGUCCAUGAUCUUCAAAAUCCUUUUCGUGGCCCAGAGAAGCCGCCACUGUCAAGCGGCUUGGAUGAAGCAGUAAGAUAGAACAUUGUCAAGCCCCUCUUGAGGACCAGUCCCUUUGUCCCACAAAAUUACAGCUACAUGUCGUUCAUCCUGUACAAAUAUCUGUAUUAAUAUAUAUUAUACCGGCGGUCACAAAUGCUCCGCCAGAUUA